Cyclopterus lumpus (lumpfish) is the source of this 4006-nucleotide messenger RNA. It is a transcript of the gene spire1a, whose product is annotated as spire-type actin nucleation factor 1a. Gene Ontology annotation, molecular function: actin binding. Gene Ontology annotation, biological process: cleavage furrow formation; Golgi vesicle transport; polar body extrusion after meiotic divisions. Bases 184 to 2562 code for a protein of 792 amino acids. The transcript is spliced from 18 exons. NCBI's taxonomy places the organism in Eukaryota, Metazoa, Chordata, Actinopteri, Perciformes, Cyclopteridae. Gene Ontology annotation, cellular component: cytoplasmic vesicle membrane; cell cortex. The record is from RefSeq and is a predicted model, not a curated record.
GAGACCAUGCGGAGCGUGCUGUCAGCUAGCUGUCGCUCACCGUGAACCGUUGACGCUCCUCGUUCACACUGCUGAGAGCUUCGCGUUAGUGUAGCCGACUGACGCCGGAAUAUUAACUUAAUCGAUAAACCCGCGUUUGUUUCGUUUUCUCUCUUUAAAUUAUGUGGUCAUGACGAAGUGAGCAUGGCCAAGCGACCGGGGACCGACGACGGGAUGUUGACUUCGCCGACCAUUCUCCGCGACUUCGCGUCCGAUCCGAGCCCCGGGGACGGGGACGUGGACAUGGACUGCAGCGACGGAGCCGCGGAGGUCUCCUUGGAAGACAUCCUGAAACUGUACAGCCAGCCGAUAAACGAGGAGCAGGCCUGGGCCGUGUGCUACCAGUGCGGUCGGACUUUAGCGCAGAAACGUCGGAGGAAAAGCUCCAAGUCCGCCGGUGGAUCGGCCGUCGACUACCCGAUGAGGAUCGAGGGACCCGGGGAUGUGAGGAUCGGGUGGGACGGGACCGUGAAACUGCUCUUCGAAGACUGCACAGAUAAAUACCAACCGGCUGCAACGUCAUUGGAGGUCAUUGACUCAUUGGGCAUCAUGAUUUACAAAGCUCUAGACUAUGGCCUCAAAGAAAAUGAGGAGCGGGAACUCAGCCCGCCGCUGGAGCGUCUGAUCGACAUGAUGACAAACGCCGAAAAAAACCAGAGUGACCCCUGUCCUGACGAGGGCUACGAAGCCACAGAGGAGGAGGAUGAGUGUGAGGAGGAAGAAGAGGAGCAGGAGGAAGAGGAGCCCGUCUCUGCCACCACCACCAGCUCUGUCAGCAGCAUUCGCAGCUAUCGAGACCUCAUCACGCUAUGUUCUUCCCACCUACCCAGCACAUCCAACGCUGCAAGUCAUUACCAGGCUGUGUGUCGUGCUCUCUAUGCUGAGACCAGGGAACUAAACACCUUUCUGGAGAAGAUCAAGAAUGCCAAAGAGAACCUUCGGAAAAUGGAAGGCGGUACUCGGGAGGAGCCUGUUAAAGACCUCGAUGAGCUGCAAAAUGCAGAUUGGGCACGGUUCUGGGUGCAGGUGAUGCGAGAUCUACGAGAUGGUGUUAAAUUGAAGAAGGUUCAGGACCGUCAGUACAACCCAUUACCCAUUGAAUACCAGCUCACACCCUACGAAAUGCUGAUGGACGAUAUCCGCUCCAAACGUUACAUGCUGAGAAAAGUCAUGGUGAAGGGAGACAUCCCACCAAGGUUAAAGAAGAGUGCUCAUGAGAUCAUUCUUGAUUUCAUCAGGUCGAGGCCGCCUCUCAACCCUGUUGCAUCCCGUAAACUGAAACCCCACCCGGCACGUCCCCGGAGCCUCCACGAGCGACUGCUGGAGGGCAUCAAGGCUGAAAGGAAGCUCAGGCCGGUCUCACCGGACAUGAUCCGCAGAAGCCGCCUCGGUGCAGGGAAAAGCAUCAGCACUCCUCAGGACUUGUUCCGGGCCUCAGACUCUCCUGAUGGACUCAGGAAAUUGGCUGUCAGCACCCAGUUUCUGGCCAGUGGCAGCCUGCUGGGCCCAAACCAAGAUGGAGCCCAGCUCCCUAGCCAGAGGAAGAGGCUGCUCAUAGCGCCCACACUGGCUGAGCUGGACAGCUCCGACUCUGACGAGGAGCCCUCGCGGAGCAGCUCCAGUAUGUCCACAUCUUUGAAGGAGGACACGUCACCCGAGUCCGUCAUCGGGAAGAAGGUUCCACCAAAUCUCUUGCCUGUGUCUGCGACCCAACAUUCAGACAAGCGUCGGUCUCCACAGAGGCGGCACUCAAUCGAGAAGGAGACCCCCACCAAUGUCUGCCCCUUUGUACCUCCCUCCAGACAGAGCUCCAAGUCUUUGGUGGAAGCUGCCAGCGGUGCUCGGGGCACGGAGGAGUUCUGCUACCCAGUGGAGUGUCUGGCUCUGACGGUGGAGGAGGUGAUGCACAUCAGACAGGUUCUGGUCAAGGCAGAGCUGGAGAAGUUCCAGCAAUACAAAGACAUCUACACAGCCCUCAAGAAAGGAAAGGUUUGCUUUUCAUGUCGGACCAAGAAGUUCUCUCUCUUUACUUGGGCCUACACCUGCCAGUUCUGCAAAAGGCCUGUGUGUUCCCAGUGCUCUAAAAAGAUGCGACUGCCAUCCAAGCCCUACUCCACACUGCCCAUUUAUUCUUUGGGCCCCAGUGCGGUGGCUAAAGAAGAGGCAAGUGGAGCGUCUGCCCUUGCUGCGCCAGAAAAGCACCCAUUCGGGUCUGGACACAGCCGAAACAGCCUACGCAGAAGUGUUUACAAGUUGUCAAAGCAGAGCAGCAGUAGUAACAGCAAAGAAGGGCAGUCACAGGAUGAGCCUGAGCUGCCCAAGGAGCUCACUGAGGACUGGGUCACCAUGGAGAUCUGUGUAGACUGCAAAAAGUUCAUCAUGGAGAUCAUCACCUCCAGCAGGCGCAGCCUGUGCGUGGCCACCAAACGUGCUCGUCUCAAUCGCAAGACCCAAUCCUUCUACAUGUCGUCAUCUAACUCGGUCAACUUCAGGCCCUCUGAGCGCACCAUCAAGGAGGCGUAGAAAGUGGGACUGUCCUUUGCACUUUUCUUCCCGCCUCUCGUAGAGCUAAAUUGUUCAAUGGAGAAAAAAAACAACCCCUCCAGUGAAGCCAGUCCACCCCACCCCAAAGUUACUAAAGGUUUUUAUACCUUACCCUGUCUCAGGAAAAGUUGGCAGGCUAUGAUUGGUCAGGACUGUAUGAUAGCUGCCAGAUAACAAAGAAGAGCCAUGUUUCUAUAAAAAAAAAAAUCUGUCAAAUCUGUUAGUUGCUGAUGUUGCUAUUGAGAACCAGGUAAGAUAAUGUAUAUUUGACAUAAGAGCAGGAUCAGAUGAUACAGAAAGCCAAAAGCUGCAUGAUAAUAUGUUAUUGUAGACCCCUCCAUAAUUUGGGUUUUGGAUAUUUUUUCCAGUUCCUGUUUACUUCUAGCACUCAGGAUUAGCAACAGAUUGUCUUUUGACAUAAAUGCACUGUACAGCUUCCUGUCAGGUCCGUUGGGGUAAACCCCUUCCACUCCCUUGCCCUCCCCUCUUAUUCUUCCAGCAACAAUUAUGCCAAAUGUAUCAUUCAUUUUUUUGUUUUUUUUGUUUUGUAGCUAGUCGUUUUAAUGUAAAUUCAAUUCUGUGCCUGGUGCCAACAUGUAAUUUCUUUCUUCGAAUGCCUUUUGUAGUUAUGGACCUAUUGUACAUAUGUGUUAUAUACUCUGGGGGACAUUUUUAGGGUAAUCCAAGGUUUGGUUUGUUGCCCUUUUUGAUGUUCCAAGCUGGGCAACAGAAGCACAUACAUGUAGGGUUAUGAAUGUGUACAUGCUGUAAAUCUUAAUUGUUCUAAAUUUAGUAUAAAAUUAACUAAGAGUAUAAUUUUACCAUGUUUUAAGAUUUCUUUAUUUGAAAUUACUUUUUGAAAACAUUAUUGGUGUUAUGUUUUUGUCAAUGUAAUAAGAUUUUAUUUCUAUUGUAUAGUUUAUGAACUCAGUGUUAAAAUGCUCCUAAAUCACAAAUAGCACUUUUAUUGGACUAAUUUCUGUGUGUAAUUUAAUAAUUAUUAUAAAAAUAUUGUUUUUCACCUCUUGGAGCGGGGAGUCCAUAGUGCCAUUUCCCAGAGUUCUUUAUGAAUGAAAGUGUGUGUGUGUUUGUGAAUGGCUGAUGGUUGUUUGUGAGAUGGACUAAGACUAAAACAAAACACUCCAUUUAAUUGAAUGUAGGCAAGUUUAUAACCAUCAUUAAAUAUGCUUUAUAAAUGUGUUAUUUCUUUCAAAAUAUCUUUACUUUGACAAACACACACACGUUCAUAUAGUGUGUUUUGUGACAGUUAUCAAAUGAACACAAAGCCUAACCAGUUCAAUAACAAUGCCAUGUUCAGUGAAACAUACAUCUGAUCAGUUUUAUUUUAGACCUCUGUAAGGAAUGUAUGCAUGCUGUAAUCUGUUUUGUCAAAGAAAUUAUAAUAAAACCAUCAUGCUUCUUA